Molecule: messenger RNA, 1257 nt
Organism: Penaeus indicus
Lineage: Eukaryota; Metazoa; Arthropoda; Malacostraca; Decapoda; Penaeidae
Gene: Dnaaf6
Product: dynein axonemal assembly factor 6-like
Exons: 6
Coding region: 415-1080 (221 amino acids)
Biological process (GO): axonemal dynein complex assembly
Cellular component (GO): cytoplasm
Molecular function (GO): protein-folding chaperone binding; dynein intermediate chain binding
Source: RefSeq, a predicted model, not a curated record
UGGAUCUCGUUAUUUGAUCUUACAUUCCAAACAGGGGUGUAAGAUAUAUGUAGUACUAUCUUAUUCUAAUCAUAUUUAAGGGACAAAGCAACCCAUUCAAUCAGCAAUGAAAUAAAUUAAAUCGACUUGCCGGCAGAUGGCGACCGACGCGUUGCUAUGGUUACGUAGACGCUUUCGGGCGCUCUGUAUACAAGCAGUCGCCUUCAUGAAAACCAAGAAAUGCAGCUGUUGUAAGGUGGCGACGACACCGUUGCCAUGGUUACGUAGACGCGUUCUACUACUCUUCCAGAGACUUUAGUACAUGACUGGCGCUGUGACGAACAUACUUACAGAUCUACUGGAUUCCAAUGAAAAGUGCUGCCACGUGACACCUUGCAAAAGGGGGCAGCGCCUAAUUGGCACUAUUGGCACACCAUGGCCCGUUCUCCUUCUUCCCAAGUGACCGACUUAGACGUGAGAGCAUUGUCUACCCUACUCAGCCUCAGUGACGUGGAUGACGAUGAGGUCGAAGCUUCGAGAAGGAGAAAGGGCGGGCAAGAUCUGACACCCGCCAGCCUCACGGGCAUAACGAAGGUGUCCAGCUCCAGAAGUGGAACCGAUCUCGCGAACAGUGCUGGAUGCCGCGAAUCGACCAAAACAAAGAGUGUUUCAUGGAAUAAAUCCUUGGAAUCGCUGUUGGGUGACGUCUGGGAGGUAGAAGAGGUGAAGCUAGGUCAAUGUGUGGAACCCGCUGACCCUCGACCCCAACCCGAAUAUGAGGUCAACUACAGGCAACGUGUAACCGCCAACCAAGUGUAUUUACCGCUGAGCAGCCUGGCGAGCAACGGCCGCGGGGAGGAGGACCUGGUGGUGCGCGUCGUGCUGCCCGGCGACCUCUUCACCGAAGUCAACCUCGAAGUCACCUCCAGCACCCUUCGCCUGGCCUCGCCCAACCACCUGCUCCACCUGCCCCUCCCUCGCCAGGUGGACCAGAGGAACGGCGUCGCCACCUGGGAUCCCAACGCCCACACUCUGGUUGUCACGUUGCCGAUAUCUGCACAUGCGCAGCCGUUGCUCAGACCCGCAAGUUCUUCCCGCUAGAUGUCUCUCGUUUACGCCCACUUAGAGGGUGAUAAUGGGUAAUUCGACACGUCUCCCCACGUCCACGCCCAUGCCCCUGUUCCACGCCCACGCCCGUGUCCUAGCCUUUGGAUGUAGGCUUGUGUGUGGUCUUCCUUCAGUGCUUUAAUCACACCUUUUCUGCAAUCGGCGCCAAAU